Molecule: messenger RNA, 743 nt
Organism: Cokeromyces recurvatus
Lineage: Eukaryota; Fungi; Mucoromycota; Mucoromycetes; Mucorales; Mucoraceae
Exons: 3
Coding region: 36-743 (235 amino acids)
Source: RefSeq, a predicted model, not a curated record
AAUGCCCUAGUCUAAAACAAUCUUACAUUAACAUCAUGGGUGCACAAUCUUCAAAAGUAGUAAGGAAACUUCCUACAAAAGCAAAACAGGAAACAUUUCAAAAUGUACCUAAAGAGUCACCCUCCACACUUGGCCCUUCUAUUGUUUCAGACAUCAAGACAGAAUUUAUUGAAAAAGAUGGUCAGGAUCCUCAACUACUUGAAAAUUUAAAGAUAUUAGGAUCUGUAGAAAUUCAACCUACAGUUACUAAAAUGAGAACAACAGAUACAAUGUUAGGCAUCAUGAAACAUAGAAAAGAAGCAGAAGAAAAAGAAGAAGAAGAAAAUGUAUCAACAGAAUUGAAAGGCAAUAAUAGGAUAGGUUCACUUUCAAUUGAUUUACUUUUUGAGUUAUUUGAGCAAAGAAAACGAUUGCUACCGGGUGAGAUUGACCGACCGGAAAUACGACAAGCACUGUUAAGAGAAUAUAAACUAGAUACGGAUGCUACACUAUCGACCUUAUUAAAGUAUUAUAAUACAAUGGCUAUUAUGCCUGUCCUUGAAGAUGAUAAAAAUGAAAGACGUUUAGGUGUUUGGGUAGAUAAUAAAGUAGAUUGGGAAAACAAAGUACGAAAGAUAGAGGAGGAAAAUGAAGAAAUUAAAAAGGCAAAGCAGAAGGCGCUUGAGAAUAAUGAUAAUAAUCAAGUUAAAAAGGCAAAGGAACAAGACAAAUUAUUAAAAGAUCUCUUUGAGGAAGACUAUUAG